AUGAAACGACCACCACUACUCGAACAAUACACUGCUCUCGGAGAUUUUUCAUCAAUUUUUCAUCAUUUCAACCAUCACGUAGAACAUCAAUUGGAAUUUAAAACCUACUUGAAAACAAUGAUUAAAAAUCGACCAUCUACACCACCACGGGAUGGUUUAAAAAUUAAUGAAAUGGAUUAUCAUUUAAUUGAAAUUGCUUCCAUGUAUGGACAUUUAGAAAUUCUCAAAUAUUUAAUUUCGUUAUUUCAUGAUGAUGAUGAAGAGGAAGAGGAGGCAUGUCUAAUGAAUUCGAAAUUGACCAUCACUGCCUGUUUGAUGAAUCAAGCAUUGAUGACGGCAUGUCAAUUCAAUCAAAUUGAAAUUAUUGAAUACAUCAUGACUCAUAUAGAUCCUAAGGAUAUUCAAUAUAGUGUUUAUGACUCUGAAACUGGAUCCAAUGGCUUGACCAUUGUGAAUGCUCUUCGAACUGGAAAUUUUGAAAUGGUUCGAGCAUUUUACAACCGAUCGAAAUUUCGACCCCAUAAACCGUGUCUCAUAUACAGACCUGAUCGACCGAAAUUUUGGAAGACGUAUUAUCCACUGUGGCUUGCAUGUCAGAGUGGAAAUGAAAAAGUUGUUAAAUUUCUCAUUGAGGAGGGAGCAGAUGUGACAGAAUUAUCGGGAGACGAAUAUAUUCCUGAAGAAAAACAAAGCGCUUUAUCUGUUUGUCUGUGGCUUGGAUACGAUGAUUUGGUGGAUAUUAUUGUUGAAAAUGCGGACACGGAUUAUGUGGAUGAUUAUUUGUGUAAUCUUCAAGAGAAUGAAGGUGUUGUGGAUAUUUUGAUAGAGUCCACAAAAAGAGUGGAAAUGAAACAAAGGUUGAAAGAUCAAUUCAAAUGGACGCUUUUCAAUGCGAGAGAGUUGUUGAAUCAUGAUAUCACAAUUGAAUCAUUCAAGGGAAAUGCCAUUUCGCUUGUUGAAGGAUUUUAA
Molecule: messenger RNA, 969 nt
Organism: Naegleria lovaniensis
Lineage: Eukaryota; Heterolobosea; Eutetramitea; Acrasida; Naegleriidae
Exons: 1
Coding region: 1-969 (322 amino acids)
Molecular function (GO): protein binding
Source: RefSeq, a predicted model, not a curated record